Molecule: messenger RNA, 7515 nt
Organism: Branchiostoma belcheri (Belcher's lancelet)
Lineage: Eukaryota; Metazoa; Chordata; Leptocardii; Amphioxiformes; Branchiostomatidae
Product: neurofilament heavy polypeptide-like
Exons: 20
Coding region: 270-3227 (985 amino acids)
Biological process (GO): steroid biosynthetic process
Molecular function (GO): 3-beta-hydroxy-Delta5-steroid dehydrogenase (NAD+) activity
Source: RefSeq, a predicted model, not a curated record
GGUCGGAAGAGCUGCCGCAAGUCGUCAAACUGUCGUAAACCCGCGGGGUGAAAGGUCAGAUUUUGGUAUGCAGCUCGCAUAGCGGAAUCCAGCCUAGCACGGAGCUGCCCGUUACUCCGGAAAACUGCCUCACUUUCUCCAGGUCCUGCCCUGAACCCUGCGCCUGACUGAAACUACACAGACUUCGCCCAGCACGAGCCAUUCCACGCAGACCACUCCCUAGCUAGAACCUAUCCUCCCUCUACCUACCAACCUACCAACCAACCAACAUGGCGUCCGCUACUGUCACGUCCGGGGACGACAGGCCUCGCGUUCUCGUUACCGGGGCAACGGGCUUCAUCGCCUCCCAUAUCGUGCAGCAGCUGCUGGAGUCCGGACAGUACACCGUCCGCGGAACGGUCCGGGACCUCACGCAGAAAAACAAGAUUGCCCACCUGAAGGCGAUGGUGAACGCCCCUCCUGAGCCGGAACCCGAGCCAGAACCCAUCAAGGACGAGAAGAUCGAAGAAAAGAAGGACGAGGAGAAAAAGGAGGAGGAAAAGAAGGAGGAGGAGAAGGAGAAAAAGGAUGAACCGGAGGAGAAGAAGGAGGAGAAGAUCGAGGAUGCUGCUGAGGGAGAGAAGAAGGAUGAACCCGCAGCUGAUGCAACAACCGAAGAGAAGAAAGAAGAAUCAGCUGAGGCAAAGACAGAAGAGAAAACAGAGGAAGCCCCAGCUGAGGGAGGUGAGGAGAAGAAGGAGGGAGACGCCGACGUGAAGGCAGACGAGACGAAGACGGAGGGAGACGGGAAGACGGACGAUGAGAAGGCUGCCGAGAAGAAAGAGGAGGAACAGAAGGAGACGAAGGCGGAGGACACGGGGCCCACGACCUGGGAGUACGGCGACCUUCAGCUGCACAAGGCCGACCUUCUGGACGCAGACUGCUGGAGGGGCCUGAUCGAGGGUUGUACGUACGUGAUCCACACGGCAAGCCCCUUCCCCCUCACCAACCCUCGCAACGAGGACGAUGUCAUCAAACCCGCCGUAGAGGGCACCACAAACGUGCUCAAGGCCGUGGCAGCUAACGGUGAGAUCAAGCGAGUUAUCCUCACCAGCUCCCUCGCAGCCAUCUGUGGUAAUCUCUAUAUCAAACCAGCCGCGCCCGAAGCGAACAAGGUCUACACCGAGGAGGACUGGACUAACACGGACCGCGCCCAGGCUUACCUCAAGUCCAAGGCCCUGGCCGAGAAGGCCGCAUGGGACUACAUGAAGGACCUGAAGGAGGGGGAGAAGUUUGAGCUCGUCGUGCUCAACCCUGGAUAUGUGAUGGGUCCAGUCAUCAGUAAGAACUCCUUCACCAGUAUGGAGGCGGUGGUUCGGCUGUUGCAGCGUUCGAUGCCGGCCGUCCCGAAGAUUAACCUGAACAUCAUCGACGUUCGCGACGUCGCCAAGGCUCACAUCAUCGCUCUGACCAAUGAGCAGGCUGCAGACAACCGGCACAUCCUUGUGCAGGGGAACAUGUGGCUGCGAGAAGUGGCCCAGAUCCUGGCCAAGGAGUUCAAGCCGCAGGGCUACAACGUCCCCACCAUGAGCUGCCCCAAGUUCCUCCUGCGAAUCAGCAGUUGGUUUGACGGUGGCCUGAGGAUGGUGGUCCCGUACGUGGGGAAAGUUCUGACCUGCGAUAACAAACGCAUGAAGGACGUGCUCGGCAUCGAGGAGCGCCCGCUGAACGAGACGAUUCUGGACAUGGCGUACUCCCUCGUGGACGGAGGCUUCGUCAAGAAAACCUCCAAGUACAAGGGUCACCCCAAGAACAGGCCUGAGGAGCCCAAGGAGGAGAAAAAGGCUGACGGAGCUGUGAAGGAGAAUGGAGAGGUUGCCACGCCAACGCCCGCCAUCGACACCGAAGCCAAACCCGACGCCACGGAAGAGCAAACUACUGAUGAGCCACAGGAACUCCCAGAGUCUUCGCAAGCUAAGGAGACAGGCAAGGUCGAAGAGCCACUCAAGGUCAAGAUAUCUCCCAAGGUCGAAGAAUCUCCCAAGGUCGAGGAAUCUCCCAAGGUCGAGGAGUCUCCCGAGGUCGAAAAAUCUCCCAAGGUCGAGGAAUCUCCCAAGGUCGAGGAAUCUCCCAAGGUCGAGGAGUCUCCAAAGGUCGAGGUAUCUCCUAAGGUCGAAGAAUCUCCCAAGGUCAAAGAAUCUCCCAAGGUCGAGGAGUCUCCAAAGGUCGAGGAAUCUCCAAAGGUCGAGGAAUCUCCAAAGGUCGAGGAAUCUCCCAAGGUCGAAGAAUCUCCCAAGGUCGAAGAAUCUCCAAAGGUCGAGGAGUCUCCCAAGGUCGAGGAGUCUCCCAAGGUCGAAGAAGACACAGCCACAGAAGAAGAGCAUCAAACUGAGGCCCUACCAGAGGAGUUGCCGGUUGUCAAGGAGACAGAGGUUACCAUAGAGAUGUCUGAUGUUGGACAGACAGAGAAUGUUCAGGAUGUAGCUGUUGCCACGGAGACAGAGCCUGCAGCAGAAUCUCCUGUUGCCACGGAGACAGAGCCUGCAGCAGAAUCACAUGUUGCCACAGAGACAGAGCCUGCAGCAGAAUCUCCUGUUGCCACGGAGACAGAGCCUGCAGCAGAAUCACCUGUUGCCACGGAGACGGAGCCUGCAGCAGAAUCUCCUGUUGCCACGGAGACAGAGCCUGCAGCAGAAUCUCCUGUUGCCACGGAGACGGAGCCUGCAGCAGAAUCUCCUGUUACCACGGAGAAAGAGCCUGCAACAGAAUCACCUGUUGCCACGGAGAUAGAGGCUGUUGAAGAAGCACUCGUUGCCCGGGAAACCACAGUAACCAUGGAGACAGAAAGUCCGGAGCCAACAGAAGAGCCGAAGGCCGACGGGGAGGCGAAAGUGAACGGAGACGUGCCGACCCAGGAAGGAGACGCAGACACGAAGGAAGUGGCGGAGGAGGAAGCCAAGGAAGAAGUUACGGAAGAGAAGAAGGCGGACGGAGAUGUGAAGGAGAAUGGAGAGGUGCAGGGCAAGGAGGAGGCCCCGGCCGCGGAAGACGGGCCCAAGGAGGAGACUGCAGAGGCUAAGGAGGAGAAGCCAGAGGAAGAGGCCGCCAAACCAGAGAGCACUUCACAACCCGAGGCAGAGGCAGCAGCCCCCAGCACCGAGGCGAGCGAGCAGCCGACGGAGGAGAAGAAGGAAGAUGAGGGGAGCGCGGCGGCCGCUGCUGCUCCGGAGGAGGAGAAAAAGGAGUAACUCCCGCGCGCCCCGAGAGAAAAUUCCUACCUACACAGAAUUUAUUGUGCAUUCCAAAUGGUUACUCUACUUAGUUGUCCUGACGUACGUUCUUUUUGUGUGGUUGUGGAAAGACUUUGGAACCGUCAGGCUUCCUUGGCAACAGUAGUUUGUGGAAAUUUGAGAGAAGGCGACCUUUUAUGAUGAAUUCUGGUGCUCAAGAAUGAGUGGCAAAGAAAGUUCCAUUUGGGGCUGUUGUUGAAAUUUGGGCAAUGUAUGCGUGAAGCGGAAUGUGUGUUGUAUACAUGCUUGAGCGUUGUGGAAAUAGAGAAGAACUAAAAAUUGUAGCGAUACUUACCAAUGUUCCGCCACUUUUUGCUGAAAACUGUCAAACUGUGGUAUGUAUGAAUCGUACUGUAAAGUUGAAAAUCUGUGAGAGUUUGCAGCGGAGAUAGCUAGCCACCUUUCUUGCCUGUUGAUAACCUUAAUCAUGUGACGUGCAUGUGAUGAUCAUGCUGUGUGCAUGUGACCAUCAUGUGCUCCUCAGCCUUGUCGUUGACCUUGACACCAAGUUUGCUGUAAACUUCCGUACAUGUUUUCUUUUGGUGCCCGAACAAAAUUCCCGUAAAAAAAAGAUAGGCUAGUAAUGUCGCAUGUUAGUCCAGAGUAGCUAUAGUCCGCGGUCAUGGCAAAAUUACGUCAGAGUUUUCCAGUUUAGUGGAAUGAAUUUAAAAAGCAGCGGCAUGACCUUGCACACCCUUCCAAAUCUGCAGCCUGUUCUAGGCCUGUUUAAGCCUGUUCCGCGGCCUGUACAAGCCUGUUCUUGCCGACAGCUGACUUCCAGGGCUGCGCGUUUUUGUGUUGUGGGAUGAUUGCCUCGUGUACAGUUAUACAAUUUCCACUUUGUAAAGGGUGCAAAAAAAAUUAUUCCAAAAAAAAAUUAAGAAAAAAAAAUUGUGGUAACUGUUGUAUAAGGUUUCGUCUGUAGUGCCCAACUAACUGCUGAACUUACCACUGCGCAUUGUUACAGAUUGUACAACACUUUGUCGCCACUUUAGAAGGGGUUUUUCUGACCAUGUCAACACCACCAGUGGUAUUACAAACAAGGGGCCCUGCGGACUUGGAGAUGCACCGGUCUGUUCACUCGCUGCUCUUAAAAUAUGUCUUAAAGAUCUAUAAUUGUCUUAGAAAAAAAUCCUUGAGAUCACUCCAACACUUCCUCUGGCCAAGGCCAAAUCGAAAACAACAACAAAAAAAACAGCUCAAAAAAUUUUUCCAGGAACGAGGCACCAUUCCAUAUUAGGGCGUGAGCUUACUUGGAACAUUCCAUGACGAGUCGGAGACGGGGGUGUUGGAGAGGCAGCUUGACUGUGUGGCAGUGAACAGGCUCCGUGGUCUCUGUACAAGGCAGCUCAUAGCGAGAGACACACCAAAUCUCGAUGCGCAGUCGUACGUUUCACAAUAUAAAUCGUCAACCAACAUGGCCGACGGUCAUCCAAGAUGGCUGCUGCCUCGCAAGCCAGUAGACUUUCCUAUCUCGUGGUUACCUGACAAAGCAUCGUACGUUGCGUUUUACGGCGGAUGGAAUACUAGUAACUUUUACAUCCAACCAACUACGAUGUUCUGUCUAUGCCACAAGAUCAGUAGUCAUUCUCUACCUUCCCCACAUUGAAAUGGUUUGCCCCGAUUUGUCGCCACCACGCCUGUAGCAACAACUCGGUCAGGAACCUUCCAUUCCGAUAUGGGGGUGCGACAUUUAGAAUUUGUUAGUAAGUCGUGAACAUGGCGUGUAAGUAACACUGAAGCAAGCCGACAUGACACCAAAUUUUCCAGCAUUGAUGCGAAAAACUUAAAUCGUCAUUCGUUGCUCUACAGUCCUUCUGCGUACUAAUUACCUCUACACAUACACACGAUCAGUUUCUCUACAGUCACUUCUCUCUAUCCUGACUUUCGUGCCAAUUAUUUCCCGAGCGUUUUAACUCUGAUUGGCUGUUUUCUGUCAAUUUAAACACGUGCCAAAGUUCCGUGGCGUGGCGCAAACCCGACAAAGCGUGUUCCCUGCUAACAUCGCUGUGUUGGUACCUAUUCUUACAGCACGUUUUUGUUUUCUUGCCAUAUUUUUGCACAAGUUUCUGUUCGUUGAUUGGACAUCUUUGUGGGGAGAAUGAGGCGUCUGACUGGCUUGUUUGUUGGAAAUCUAGAAAUCGAAACUUUGGAAUUAUUUGCAAAAACGCUGUGUCUGUGUGAGGAUUAUUUUCAGGGUUUGUUAUUAAUUACUAAGUGAGCACAAAUGUGGAAUAUUUCUUUCUGUAAAGGAUAAUUUGAUAAUAACAAGAUGUCUGUAUCUUUUGUAACCGUUUAAUAAUAUUUCUUUGUGCCAAUUUUCUGUAUUUAUAAGAUUUACGUGAUAUUUCAGGUUACCACUACAAGUAUUACUAAUGUUGCUAGGAUUAAUUAACAAGUGUAAGAAUCAGGACAUAAACAAGGUAUUUUUGUGUGAUACUCUAGGUUAAGUUUGGUUAAGUUGUGUUUUAGUGUAAUAAUGUGUGCCACUGUUUCUUGCCCAAUGUUACAAUAUGUACCGGAACAGACCGUGUAAUGCACUGACAAACCCGCUUGGUAGAAAGAAGAAACCUCCAAUUCGUUGCCACCCAGAAAUGAUUUGCGAAAGCUGAACACCGACUGAGAAUAAAAGUGGCCCUGUCUCUGCAUUACCUGUUGUCUGUUCUAAGAUCCUGAGCUAGCGUCUUGCCCGUGUAUCCCGUGACUUUAAGGCCUAGAGUUGCCAUCUCGACUGUUAAUAGUGAUGGCAAGAUUCCAUGUGAACAUGGGUGCAUCCAUUACAUCGGCAGGGGAGGACAGGCCUUCCUUCACCAAUAUGCAGUACUGUAUGAUCUUCUUUGACUUUUUUUGAGCCCAGCCCUCCCCUUCAGCAAAAAUGGAUGCUCCCAUGGUCCACCCAGGUCCCUGGACAGAAUGUCACCAGCAAAUUCUGGAUUCAGCCUGGAAUUCCAGGUCAGGAUUCCAUGCGGGAAUUCCCAUCCAGAAUUCUGGCCAGGAUUCCAUACUGGAAUUCACACCCAGAGGGACCAGAGGAACCGUCCUGGGGCCUGGUAGUGUGGUGGGUGGGGGCAAAGGUCAACAGUCAUCCAAUCAGCAAAGAGUGUGAGAAACGGGUGUGCCGCCCCCCUCCCUCAGAGGGUUCUGUGACCUUGGGAGAACGGAAAGGUUUUUACUGUGUGGACAGUUUAGAAUUUAUCCUUAUAAGGAAGACAGGUCAACACCAGUCCUGGGUAGCCAUGGCAACACGGAUGAGUGACAAGCGGAUCAGACAAGAAUGUGUAAAACUGAAAGGCAUGGCAGUGAGAAACAUCUCAUGACAGCCAAGUGCAUGAUUGGUUAACGUGUUGCCAUGCCAACCAGGAUGGUUGACAGGAGCCCCUGACGUCCCUGUGUUGCUAUGGCGACCAGAAUGAUGGACAGGAGCCCCUGACGUCCCUGUGUUGCCAUGGCGAUCAGAAUGAUUGACAGGAGCCCCUGACGACCCUGUGUUGCCAUGGUGUCCAGAAUGAUUGACAGGAGCCCCUGACGACCCUGUGUUGCCAUGGCGACCAGAAUGAUUGACAGGAGCCCCUGACGACCCUGUGUGUUGGUCUGUCCCUGUGGCCAGUUGUGAGCUUACCAAUGAUGUCUCUGCCUUAACUGUGUGAUUGUGAAGUACAACUAUAAAAUCUACCAGCUUUUCUACACCGAGUCUGGCUUCAAGCAACUUUUCUUACCUCCAAAUUUGUUGCCCUCUAUUUUUUUGCAUGAUUUGGAAAGACUGAGUCCUAUUGAGCCCUUUUGUAUGCUUUACUUCGAUAUGGAGCUGAAUUUACCAUGAACUCUAUUUUUGCAUUGUUGAUGAUACCUGGAACUAUUUCCUAAAUUGACUGUUUUGUACGUUUACAUGUUGUUAGUUAUGAGAUGGAAAUCUUCCAAAUUAACGUAUAGCUAUGAAAAUCGGUUCCUAUCAUGACAAAAUGUACGAAUCUCUAAAAACCUUGUCUGCCGUUGUACUAGUGCAGUACCCAGGGUGGUCUACAGGGGGAGCCAGUAACACGCCAGCUGACAGGCGUGACCACAUCGCCUCCUGUUGACUCCCGUGGGUACUGCAGUACUGGCUAGAUGUGUAGUCAGCUGGAUCUUGCCCUACCUGUAGUGUAGUUAGGCAGUGGACAUUACUAGCUAUUGUGCAGCAGUGAAAGUGUUCAAUGUCUGGACGCUCUGCCAAUAAAGUUCAUUCGCUUUCUAUGUUGUAUAUAUAAAA